Chlamydomonas reinhardtii is the source of this 2095-nucleotide messenger RNA. RefSeq lists its product as uncharacterized. The transcript has 7 exons. Gene Ontology annotation, biological process: tricarboxylic acid cycle; isocitrate metabolic process. NCBI's taxonomy places the organism in Eukaryota, Viridiplantae, Chlorophyta, Chlorophyceae, Chlamydomonadales, Chlamydomonadaceae. Gene Ontology annotation, cellular component: mitochondrion. The record is from RefSeq and is a predicted model, not a curated record. Bases 75 to 1100 code for a protein of 341 amino acids. Gene Ontology annotation, molecular function: NAD binding; magnesium ion binding; isocitrate dehydrogenase (NAD+) activity.
GUAUUCCGCAAAGACCAAAAAUGUUGAAGACGGCUGGCAGCGCUCUUUUCUCUUCCGCGCAGGCGGCUGCGUCGAUGACUAGGGGCUUUGCUUCCAAGUCAUUCGAGGCAACCCUCUUCCCUGGCGACGGCAUUGGUCCGGAGAUUGCGGCGUCUGUGCGUGAGAUCUUUGCUGCUGCUCGCAUCCCCGUCGUCUGGGAUGAGCAGCACAUCGGCAAGACUCCCGACCCCCGGACGAACUCGAUGGUCACGCGGGAGAACCUGGACUCUGUGCUGAAGCACAAGAUUGGACUUAAGGGUCCGAUGGCGACGCCAAUCGGCAAGGGCUUCCGGUCGCUGAACCUUACGCUCCGCAAGGAGCUGGACCUUUACGCCAAUGUGCGUCCUUGCUUCAACAUUCCGGGCUACAAGACCCGCUACGACGGCAUUAACCUGGUCACCGUCCGUGAGAACACUGAGGGCGAGUACUCGGGUCUGGAGCACGAGGUGGUGCCCGGCGUCGUCGAGUCGCUGAAGAUCAUCACCCGCAAGGCCAGCUCGCGCAUUGCCGAGUUUGCGUUUGCGUACGCACGCGAGAACGGCCGCAGCAAGGUGACGGCGGUGCACAAGGCCAACAUUAUGAAGAAGGCUGACGGCCUGUUCCUGGAGUGCUGCCGCGAGGUGUCGGCCAAGUACGGCGACAUCACGUACGAGGAGGUCAUUGUGGACAACGCCUGCAUGCAGCUCGUCAGCAACCCGCUGCAGUUCGACGUGCUGGUGAUGCCCAACCUGUACGGCGACAUCAUCUCGGACCUGUGCGCCGGCCUGGUGGGCGGCCUGGGCGUCACCCCCUCCAUGAACAUCGGCACGAACGGCCUGGCCCUGGCUGAGGCGGUGCACGGCACUGCGCCGGACAUUGCGGGCAAGAACAAGGCCAACCCCACUGCGCUGCUGCUGUCCAGCGCCAUGAUGCUGAGGCACCUGGGGCGGCGGCAGGAGGGAGACAACAUCCAGAACGCAGUGCUGGGCGUCAUCGCGGAGGGCAAGUACCGCACCGCGGACCUGGGCGGCAACGCCACCACCUCCGACUUCACCAAGGCCGUCAUCGACAAGCUGGAGUAAACGCAACCAGGCCAGGGGAUGGAUGGAUGGAUGGAUGGAUUGAUGGAUGGGGCGCUCGCAGCAGCAGCAGCAGCUGAGGCUUGGCUCGGACCUACCCAGAUGCGGUUCAGGACGCAGCUGGUGCCGGUGGCUGAGGGCCUGGCGCUGAAGUGGUGUGCGCGGAGUGGCGCAACGCGUCAGAGGGGCGGUGGCCGCGGGUCCGUAUGGCGGCGUGUCGCCUGGCGACUGCCCGGCGGCCGCCUCCAGCGCCUGGUCGCGGGCGAGCGCUCUUGCAAUGGAGCAGUUGGCGACUCAGGCCUGACUGGACUGGACCUGGAGAAGAGCGUAGGGCUGACAUAUCUUAACAUGGGGAGGCGUGUGCGGCGAGUGACGCGUCGCAUGCGCCGUGUGGGGUGGGUGCAUGAAGGGGCGCCGGGCUUGCGGGCUUGAGACCAACCUAGACGGACGGUGUGGUCCAGGACUCAAAUGACGACACUCGAGGGGGGAGACCGGCUGUGCUGAGUGGCCGCAGCUCCACCACCGCGUGCGAGGGCUGUCCGUUGCACGGCCCGACAGGCGGUCGGCUUGGCAACUUUGGGGGGGGGGCAGGUGCGUCGUAUGCGGGUUUGGACUCUGUGUGGAGGGCUGGCGAGGAGGCCCGUGGCCCAUCUGACACGUGUGUGUGUUGGGGCCUCGGCACUGCGGAGGCGACCAGUAACAGGUCAGCCGCCCUUUCCAUGACGUAAGGCAUGAUGGGGGUCGAUGUGCGCGGUAGCGUGCGGCGAGUAGGGACGUGAAGAAUGGUGAGUGGGUAGAGGAGGCAGUGCGGAGUGAACGCGGACGAAGGGCGCGCACAGUCCUGUAAAUUCUGUAGUUCCUGCGGGCCUGGCAGGCUUAUUCGCCCCGUACGGGCAGGGGAGAAGCCAUCGAGUCUCCGGAAUGCACGAUGGUGAGCUCUGAGCAGCUUUGGCCUCCGCCUCCGGUGCUGUGCACAAUCCGUAAUGACGUGGCACUCC